AUGCCAACGACACCGCCUGCCGAGGAGCGAGAGCUGACGCCCGAUCUGCCAGAGCAAGGCGCAACAGAGCUGGCUGCCCAGGAACGCUCGGCGGAUGCGAGUCCCUCGCCUGCGGGCGAAGCAGCGGACGACUCUCGCGAGGAAGCGGAGGGGGACGAGAAGCAGCCCGACGCUGCAGAGUCGGCCGAGCAGGACGAGGAAUCUCGGAAGGACGCAUGGCAGGCAGUUUGGAGCGCCGAAGCGAAUGCUUGGUACUUUUGGAACGCCGAAACGAACGAGACGACCUGGCAGAACCCCCGAGACCACUCCGCCGCUUCUGCUGUCGCCUCAUCCUCCAACACCUCUCCUGCGCCCGCCGAGGCCGAUGCUACGAAUACAACAGCGGCUGAAGAACCCGACCGCUUACCAGGGAUCGACCCCGAACUCGCCUGGUUAGACCCUACGGCUGCACGGGCUUCGUCAAGCGGCGGACUCGCCCAAGCCGCGCGCUUCAACGCAAGAACAGGUCGUUUCAUGGCGGAUCCUGCGCUGAACCCCGACCGCAUCAGUGAUUAUCAGCGAGGGAGACGCCAGCAAGAGGCGUACUACGAUGUUGCCGGCUGGGAAGCCAGUCUCGCCUCUCGACCGCCGAAGCGGCAACACGAAGACGCGGAGGACGAGGACGGCAAGAAGAAGCGGCCGUCAGCGAAGCAAGUUGAGAAGUUUCGGCAGGCGAAAGAGGAAAAGAAGCGGAAGAAGCUUGCGUUGUGGCUAGGCUCAUAG
Rhodotorula toruloides NP11 is the source of this 762-nucleotide messenger RNA. Its product is annotated as WW/Rsp5/WWP domain containing protein. The transcript has 6 exons. Gene Ontology annotation, molecular function: protein binding. The coding region runs from base 1 to 762 and encodes 253 amino acids. Lineage: Eukaryota; Fungi; Basidiomycota; Microbotryomycetes; Sporidiobolales; Sporidiobolaceae. The record is from RefSeq and is a predicted model, not a curated record.